AUGUCCCUGGAGCAGCCGGUCUCGACGUCGCCGCCCGCCCCGCCGCCCCCGCUGAGCCGUGACAGUCCGGGCAUGGAGAGCGAUUACUGCUCGGAUUACGGUAGCCUCUCCUCCGGCACCGACCCCGAUUCCCAUCGGCACGGCCCGAUGCCGAUCAAGAGCGAGGAGCUGAGCGUCCUCGAGCAGCUGAUGAGCAGCCCCGGCAGUGAGUUUGGGUUCGUUUUGGACCGGAAUGGAACGAUUGAGAUGGUCCUGGGAAAGACGCAGGCAAUCUUUGGAAAUGUAAGUGUUAUCGCAUGAUUCUUUCGAAAAUUUAGUUGUGAUUUGCAUUGCCGUUCUAAAAGUGGCCUAAUUUUGCAAUUUCAAGUCUAAAUCUGGCGUUUUUUCAGUUUAAAAAGUUUUCGUGGUGGGACCCAAAAUUAUUUGGUUUUUCAAAAUAUGGGCUAAAAAGCUUGCCGGCAUUUCAAAUAAGUUCUAUUUUGGUCGUUUCAAAGUGAAUUCCGACCUUUUUCCAGUUUAAAAUGUUUUCGUGGUGGGACCCAAAAUUAUUUUGUUUUUGCAAAGAUGGGCUAAAAAUCUUGCAGGCAGUUCAAAUAAGGUCGAAUUUUUCCGUUUCAAAGUUAAUUUUGACCUUUUUUCAAUUUAAAACGUUUUCGUGGUGGGACCCAAAAUUUUUCAUUUUUAGCCUAUUUCUGUAUAAAAAAGUCAUUAGAGCUUUGAUGACAGUAAAAUCUUUCCAUAAUCAACCGUUUUUCAAUUCCAAUUGUUUUCGUGGUGGGACCAAACUUCAACUUUUUAGGUCCAAAUCGAAAACCAAAAGCUUCUAAAAUUCGUGGACUCAACGGAAUAUCAAAAAGUAUGUGGACUACUUCCCUCCGCCAAAAGUUGUAAGUUGUUUUUAGUAAUAUGUAAAAAAAGUUUUGUGGUGAAGUUCAAUUUUGGAAUUUCGAAUUUCAGCAUCGACCCGAAAAUCCUCCCAUUUGACGUUUUGUUGCGAAAAAGGCAAGGGAAAUCUGGAAAUGGAAAUCAUUUCCCAGUUGAUCAGCGCCAACCCCGACAAUCCUGAAAGUAAGCUCUUCGUCAUUAUUUUUGCACUGUGCGGUACCUUUGUUUGA
Molecule: messenger RNA, 1115 nt
Organism: Bursaphelenchus xylophilus (pine wood nematode)
Lineage: Eukaryota; Metazoa; Nematoda; Chromadorea; Rhabditida; Aphelenchoididae
Source: the annotation of a GenBank genome assembly